This is a messenger RNA of Lycium barbarum (goji berry), 1897 nucleotides long. RefSeq names its product seed biotin-containing protein SBP65-like. The record is from RefSeq and is a predicted model, not a curated record. The transcript is spliced from 3 exons. Bases 108 to 1598 code for a protein of 496 amino acids. Lineage: Eukaryota; Viridiplantae; Streptophyta; Magnoliopsida; Solanales; Solanaceae.
GUGUGUUAUUAAUUCAUCAUCAUCAAACUCGCAGUCACAUACUUCAAACAAACAUCUUGUAGAACCAAAACUCAACUAAUCCAACAGAAUUACUACUUUUAUUAACAAUGGCUUCACAGCAAGCGAGAAGAGAGAAUGUUACUGAUGAGCGCAAAAUCGAAGUUGAGAAAGCUAGAGUUCCCAAAAUGGCUAGCCAUUUUGAGUCUCUAGCUGACCAAGUUCAGGGCGCAACUGAUGUUCAUCCUGGUGCUGUUCAUGUCAAGAGUACUGUUACUACUGUUCCUGAUCAGGGCACACAUCAAACGAAAUCCCGUCAUCAUGAUCAAAAAUCUCAACCAAUACAACAAGCUCAAAGGGAGAAACAACAAUCUUCUGAUGUUGUUACUCAGGGGAGAAAACAACAGGGAUUUGAAGAAAAACCUGGAGGUGUCAAGUUUGAUGUUCAUGGACAAGAACACAAAAAUUUAGACACAACCAGAGGAACCCAAAUGCAAAAACAAGGAGUUGGUGCAGGUGGCCAACAUGAGAGAACUACAGAAGCACAAGCAAGAGGCCAAGGUGAAAACGUAGCACAUCAUGAAGGUGGUGGUACUAAAGGUCCAUCUUUGGACGAAAUUUCUCAAUACAGGCAAACAGCACAGCAAAAUUCAAUGGACACCAUAAGAGCAGCUGAAGAGCGUUAUGAAAAAGCCAAAGAAAAGGGUGCUUCAACAUUGCAAAAUGUUAAAGAAUCAGCAACUCAUGGACUUGGUGCUGCAACAGAAAAGGGUGCACAAGCUAAAGACACUCUCACUCAUAGCCUUCAAAAGGCUAAAGACACUGCACUUGAGAAAGGUCAACAAGCUUAUGAAGCAACCAAAGAUAACCUUUCAGGUGCUGGACAAACAGCAGCCCAAUCAGCACAACAAGCUAAAGAUUACACUAUGCAAAAGACAGGGGAAGCAAAAGAUUAUGCUGCACCAAAAACAGGGGAGGUUCAAGAACAGGGCAAGGGUGCAGCAAGUUAUGUAGGGGAAAAAGCUGCUCAAGUAAAAGAUGCUACAGUUGAAACUGGGAAAGGUGCAGUGGGAUAUGCAGGGAAAGUAGCUGGAGCAGUUAAGGAUACAGCAGUAGUGGCUGGUUUAGGAGCUGCACAUUUAACUGCAAAAGCAGCAGCAGAGGCCACAAAAGCUACGGCUAGUGCUGUUUCUACUGUUGCAGGGUAUGCGGGAGAGAAAACAGUGGCCGCGAAGGAUUUAGUUGCUGAUGCUGGGAAGAAAACAGCGGGAUAUGCAGGGGACAAGUUGGCAGCAGCAAAGGAUUAUGUUGUUUCAGCUGAAGAAAGUGCAGCAGAGUAUGCAGCUAGGAAAAAGGCUGAAGCAGAGAGAGAAAUAGAGGCUAGAAAAUCACAAGACACGACCAAGGUAAAUACACGGGAGAAAGCAGAGGAGGAGAUGUCAGCGGAGAAACACGAGAAUCAAAGGUGGAAGGAAAAGAGAGUGGAUUCCAACCAAAGAAAGUGGAAGAAACCUUCCAGGAAGAAACAGGAGGAGGAAAGGAAAGCAAGCAGCCGGAGGAAGGAGCGGCGGUGGUGCUGCAUGCCAUUGGCGAAACUAUAAUGGAGAUUGGCAAAACAACCACUGAUCUUGUUGCUGGUCCCCGCGGGUCUCAAACUGGAGAUGAACCUGCAGUAGUGACCAAGAAAGAGUCCACCACAAUAAAGAAAGCUUGAGAUGAACAUAUUCUGAGCCACUUCACUUUGUUUUUUGGAAAUAUUAGAAUUUUGAAGUUGGUUUGUUUAUUUUGGAAGGGUGGUUUGCAGGAUGUGAGAUUGUCUAAUAAUUAGCGUAAAUAGCGUAAAUCGCAAAGACUUGGCUUUCUAUGUAUGUUCGCGUCGAUAAUAUGUUUUUGAAACUUC